Molecule: messenger RNA, 2437 nt
Organism: Vespa velutina
Lineage: Eukaryota; Metazoa; Arthropoda; Insecta; Hymenoptera; Vespidae
Gene: Zmynd10
Product: zinc finger MYND domain-containing protein 10
Exons: 10
Coding region: 398-1720 (440 amino acids)
Biological process (GO): inner dynein arm assembly; motile cilium assembly; outer dynein arm assembly
Cellular component (GO): cytoplasm; centriolar satellite
Source: RefSeq, a predicted model, not a curated record
UUGGAGCAACUGCGACGCUCUUUCACUGAUUUGCUCUACCAUCGCAGGGGGGCGCAGUACCGUUUAUGAGUUAGCAUUUAAAAUAUUGUCAUCUGAUUGGUUGAAGCAUUUAAACUAAAAACGAUUCAAAUAAUCAUUCAAAUUGAUAAACACAAUAGAAUCGGAUAUGGAUAAUUUUUAGUAAUGAAUGAUUGAGCACAUCCAAUAAAUCAUGAUGCGUGAUCGCUACAAGUUGCUGCGAUUUAGGAACGUUGUCAACAAAUUUUGAUGAUAAGAUAGUUCGCGACAUUAACAUCCAACUAUCUGCCAUCUUGUGGGUUACAGAAAUUCCGAAAUUUAUUUACAAAUGGUUGACACUUUAAAACUACCGAGGACCAUUUAACUGAAGCGAUUAAAAAUGUCAUUGAGUACAGAAUAUAUAAUUGCACCAUGGGAAGCCGAGGCUUACGUACAGAGUUUAGAAAUAUCGGAUUUGCAAGAUAUCUGCACAAAAAAAUGGUUCGAAUUCCACAAAAGAUUGAUCUUGCUAAAUCAGCAAAGUGUUCUUGAAAUCAGUGACUUUCGAGAGGAGAGCAUCAAAGAGUGGUUUGUUUGUUUAAAAAAAAUACCAAUUUUAAUAUACGAAGUUAUUCAAAUUGAUAUAUGGAAACACAAAAUAUUUCCCCUUUUAAUCGAUAUAAAUAACGAGCCGGAAAAUACGUUUAUGUUAUUUAGCAUAUUCUAUCACGAAGACGUAGCAGCUUCAUUGUUAGAAAAUGUUUUAUUUCAUUGCGAAAGCGCAAUUACAAUGGACGAUUCUGUUCUCGAUCUUAUCGAUUAUGCGGUUAAAUCUGUGACUGUUCUUCUCAAUAGAAAUGAUAUCGAAAUAUAUGAAAAUUUAAAAGAUCCCAGUUGUUGCUUAGAAGAAAUAUUAGAAAAGAAGAAAGAACUUGAAUUCGAUAUUGGAAUGAGAUGUAUCUCGAUUCUACGAUAUUUGGCUGAAUUUUUAGAUAGCCUACCACUUUGCGCAAUUUCCCGAAUGUUAUCUGUACACGAUAUUCCGUAUUUACUUGUUCAACUAAUCGAAAAUCAUCCCUGGUCAAAGAAUGAUGCCGAAGGAAAUCUUAUGUUAUACGACGGUAAAUGGAACAAAGUUAAAGACAACGAAGAAGGUAAAAUUUCAAAGGUAGAAGCACAAAUAUGGUUUGGUUUGCGAGAAUUACUUCUUAAUCCAAAAUGCGGCCCAUACUACGAAAUUACUGAACACAGACUAACACAUUUAUUAAAGUUACAGAAAUACUUGCACGAAAUCGUAUUAGAUCAAAUUGCACCAUUGAUUGAUCUUAAAAGAUGGUUAAGUUACUUAAGUAUGUCAGCAACUUCAUCAGCAACAUCCCGUCCUGUCUAUGUCGAAGUGAUUCCUCAGAUAAAACCAAUGAUUUUGGAAAAAUAUCAUAAAAAAUGGAAAAAAUUGGCUAAACAUCAAGCAAAGUCUAUAUUUACUAAGGACACUGACUAUAUUAAAAGUUCUGCACAAAUUUUAAGCGAUGCCUAUGACUUGGAUAAAUUGGAUUGUAUAGAUAUUAAAAAAUGUUUUUUGUGUCAAGAACAAGCUAAAAAGCGUUGUUCCAAAUGCAAGGAGGCGUGGUAUUGUGGACGAGAAUGCCAAGUAAAAGAUUGGACCAAUCAUAAAGAUAUUUGUGAGAAAAUAACAAAUAGCAGAAGUGAUAAUCCAAAUUGAGAAUAAAAAAGUCAAAUCUGAUAUAAAUAAAUAAUCGAUACUUAUAAAGGUAUAUAAUAAUUUAUAUCCAUGAUUAUGUAGAAUAUUUUAUUAAAAGGAUUUAAUGUACAGAACUUUGUUUAAGGUAUUCCAUCAAAACAUCUUUAGCUGGUGUGUCUUCUCCAAAGUCCUGCAAAUAUAAAAUUUCUAUAAAUAAAUGAAUAAUUUCUCUUUAACAAAAGUAUAACAAUUAAUUUAAAAGAUAUCAGAAUGGCAUGAUUACAGCAUUGCAAUUUUAUAUUACGGGUUCUACUCAGUAGAGGGAGCCAUAUUUAUCAUCAUAUAACAUGUUCAAAACUCUAUUAAUACAAAAUUAUUUCCAAAUAUAAAAGUUCCAUUAUCAAUUUUUACCUUAAUAACAACACAAGAGCAUCCAACGACUUUACGAGCUUUGCCAGCACUGUCAAUUUUGCAUAGUCCAGCCCAUUCACCCAAUUUUUUAUUAUUAUCUACUUUAAUAAGUGGAAUUUGAUGUUCAUUGCAAAGUGCUUGAACUAAUUUUUUGUACAUCGGUUCGUCGCAAUUAUCAGCUAAAAUGCACAGCAUCGCUUGCCUCCUAAAGAAUAGAAGAAAAAAAAAAAAAAACUUGAAAACAUUUUACACGAGUAUUCUUUAUCUGAAAAAAAAACUUUGUUAUUGUCGUGUCAGAAAUUUAAAGCAUAAAAACAGCAUGUAUAU